AUGGGAAAUGAAGCUUCCCUUCCUGAUCUCUGUUCUACAUUUGAUGUGGAGGAAAUAAAGCGUCUGGCUAAGAGGUUUAAAAAGUUGGACUUAGAUGGUUCUGGGUCACUGAGUGUGAAGGAAUUCAUGAGUUUACCGGAAUUGCAACAGAACCCUCUAGUGGCGAGAGUUAUUGAAAUUUUCGAUACGGAUGGCAAUGGAGAAGUUGACUUCAAGGAGUUUAUCGAUGGGAUGUCCCAGUUCAGCGUUAAAGGAGAGAAGGAAGCUAAACUAAGAUUCGCUUUCAAGAUAUAUGACAUGGAUAAGGACGGAUACAUAAGCAAUGGCGAAUUGUUCCAAGUGUUAAAAAUGAUGGUUGGAAAUAAUUUAAAAGAUACACAAUUACAGCAAAUAGUGGACAAGACAAUUAUGUUUGCAGAUAAGGAUGGAGAUGGUCGAAUAUCGUUUGAAGAGUUCUGUGAAGUUGUCAGUGGAUUAGAUGUACACAAAAAAAUGGUAGUCGAUGUUUGA
This is a messenger RNA of Trichobilharzia regenti, 510 nucleotides long. Lineage: Eukaryota; Metazoa; Platyhelminthes; Trematoda; Strigeidida; Schistosomatidae. The record is from the annotation of a GenBank genome assembly.